UAAAUAAAAAUAAAAUAUAUCUUUUAUUGAGAAACUAGAUAUAAUAAAAAUCCAUCGAUAUAAUAAUAACAAUAUAACAUAUAUACAACAGUCAAAUACCACUAUUAAUAUAAUGAUAACGGUAUUUAAUUAACGGUAUUCAAUAAUAUUCCUGAUGCAUAGUGCGCGCAUCAGGAACUUAUUAUUAUUAUUUGCUUUUAAUUAUGGUUGACCAUAAUAAGGAUAAUUCGGAACCAAUUUUAUACUCAUAGGGAUGAUUUUCGUACCUUCGAAGGUAAUUUCUAAUUAUCGUCAUACUGUAUGCCCAUGCGGAACGUGAAAGUUUCCAGCGCAAGCACGCAUCCACGUGACGCGCGUUCGGGCUGUCGGAUUAGGAAUACAUCUCCAUACAUUUGAGUACCCCUUCUCGAUGGAAAGUUGAGGUAGUUGAGGCGAAGUGGACAUGCCUUGAGACGUAACAUUAUUUUAAGCCGCCUUUUGAAAAAAGAUGCCUCGCGCGCAUUCAAAGGCAGCUCUUCCUUCUGUUUUUCUCGCAGUUACCUUACUUACUUGGUCGUGUUUCCAAUAUGCAUUUGCGCAUGCUGGGUUUCUUGGCGUCGUGGUCAUGCCUACUGCGAACUACGUGUCUGAAGGAAUUGCGUUGACAGUAUCGGGCUUCAACUUCAUCAAUCUAGGUGAACAUCGUGUGCUUGUUCAGGCCGAAACGGUGCCCCGAGAAUUUUACCAGGACGGCUUGGAUACAAUCGCAUGUUUGUUCGCUCAGUCCUCUCAUGGAAAACCCAUUUCAUCUGCAACAGUCAUCGGCGAACACUCCGUUGCCUGCGUGCUACCUUUGACGCUUAGGCCCGGCUUUGUAAGUGUGGGUGUCAGCACAAAUGGGAUCGACAGUUUCUUUCACUCGGAAGUGACUGUUAGUGUCAGAGCUCGACCCGAGCUGUAUCAUGUGAUUGGGUCUCGCAUACAGUCAGGCGGUGAUCACGCACAUGUCAUUGGCGAUGGUCUAGAGCCCAGACAAGCUCACUCGGCAUUGCCAGGACAUGCGCUCUUGUGUGGGUGGCACACACCAAUAGGCAUCAACUCCAGAAAUGAAAAAGUAUCUUUGGGAGCAGGUGGUACACCCGGUGUUUUUGUAUCCUCAGCCGUGCGCGUGUGCGAGAUUCCGGCAGUGUUCGGUCACACUGUCAAGCUCUUUGCAGCAGCAGAACCGGGCACUUCCAGCGAAGACGUCCUGGCUACCAAAGAAGACUAUACAACUAGCCACGGACCUGCUAUUUUGUCCUCUGACCCCCCUAUCAUAGUUGCGGUGCGGCCUUGGCAAACAAACUCAGGCGGCGGAAGUUCGCUUUCGAUUGACAGCGUGAGAUAUUGCGAUGACGUUAGUUCUCUCGAGCGACUCAGUUUCAAGCCACUUCUUCGAUUUGGAACAGCUUGGGUCGAUAUCAGCCCUCAUUCCCCCCCGACGAGUGAACAAAUCCAGAUAUGGCGCUCCGUCUCUCCAGCAUACAAACCCACAGACACUGAAGGAGCGCCAUUAGCCAUAGUUUCCACGCACUAUACAUCUAAAGCACGCAACCCCUGUUGGCAACGUUCCUUUGAAAUUGAAACAGGUCUUUCCGCUCACUAUCCGCUUCCACUCUGUGUUGUAGUUAACGCAGCGGAUUCUGCUUUGAUCACAUGGAUACGAGGAGAACAGUUUCGACCCUUAUCAAUAGAGGAGGUAGCAAGUUAUUUAGUUAUAGGUAUUGGUGAACCGAUUGGAACCGAGUUUCACUUCUCCUCGCAAGCGAGGGCGCAGUCGUACCAUGAUGUAUUGGGAGUCGCGCCGUCCACCGGUGCCGAGGGUGGUGGAGGUAUAGUUUGGGUUUCCAGACCAUUUUCCCAGCUCGAAGCUUCUCGCAAGCCUGCGCAUCAUCAAGGUCAAAUGACUUGCACCUUUGGUUUGACAGAAGUUAGCUUGGUGUUCAUUUCAUCUGCCCUUAUGGCCUGCGAGGCACCAACAUAUAGUUCAACGCGUUUUCCGAGGACAGUCCCCGUGAAUAUUGGAUUUGAUUACAUGCCAGCACUGGAGAGUAUUGGAACAUACACGUAUCUGCAGCACAUUUUUGUUUCUGAACCAGAACCGGAUGCAGGGCCCAGCGCAGGUGGAACUAAGAUUACAGUGACGACAUCCAAGGCCGAGCCACUUGCAGCACUCCUUGUGCCGAUAUGCCGAUUCGGGAAUAUUGUUGUUGUCGGUUCAUUCUCAGAUAUCGGUGGUGUUGUGGCUUGUAUCACACCGGCCGCGAGCUCGUCAUCUAUAAGUUUUUUUAUGGAUGAUAACAAAGGGGCCUGUGCGCCAUCAGGAUCCAUAUUUACUGAUCAUCGAUCUAGAAAUUAUCACUACGAUUAUUUCCACGAACAUGAGUAAGUGGCGCCGUAUAGGAGGCAGUUUGCAGCGUAAGGCGAUCAUUUUUCGAGCUCUGAAACUCGUGUCUCGAGCAAGAUCAUUCGCUUUACAAGAUGGCCUAACCGCUCCCUUUGCCCAGCACCGACGCUCCCUUUCACAGCAGCAUACUCACUUUUAGUGGGAGGCCGUGCAUUUGAGGUUUUUAACGUCGCAAAAAUCGUUGAUUCGACCUGCCCAUCGAACAUCUCGUGCAGAGGCUGCUGAUGGAAGCUCAUCCCCAGAUGCAACAACACGGAGUGCAGGCGGUUCUGGUCGAAUAAAUACCAGUAAGCAAUGAGGGCUUCAAGGGCUGAAGCUUCCUUGUGUUGAACUUUAUUAUGACGCGAACGACAUUCAUGUC
Micromonas commoda is the source of this 2786-nucleotide messenger RNA. RefSeq lists its product as hypothetical. Bases 488 to 2407 code for a protein of 639 amino acids. The transcript has a single exon. NCBI's taxonomy places the organism in Eukaryota, Viridiplantae, Chlorophyta, Mamiellophyceae, Mamiellales, Mamiellaceae. The record is from RefSeq and is a predicted model, not a curated record.